Messenger RNA from Naegleria gruberi, 948 nucleotides. RefSeq lists its product as uncharacterized. Lineage: Eukaryota; Heterolobosea; Eutetramitea; Acrasida; Naegleriidae. The record is from RefSeq and is a predicted model, not a curated record. Bases 1 to 948 code for a protein of 315 amino acids. The transcript has a single exon.
AUGGCACCAAAGAAACAUAGUCAGCAGUCCGGAUCAUCACUGGAAUCAAUUACAAAAAUUUCACCCAAUGUGAAAAGAUAUUCCGAAAUUAAAGGAAAUUCAACAUCAUCCAAUAGUAAUUCCAAGAUUGGAGAAUAUGGUGUCGUCUUUUCACAAGUAAAAGCAAGAAAAUGCAUCGAGGAUUAUAAACCACAAGACGAAUUAGAGAAAUGGCUCUUGAAACACAAUGAAAAGAAUUUAGUUUUAUGUUUAGAACAUCCAACACAUGUGUCACAACGAGGAGGACAUUAUCACAUCAUUUUCAGAUCUCAACAAAUGUAUAAUGAAUAUUUGAGUGCUUGGAAGAAGACAAUACUUGAUAAAUCUAAAAUGUACAUUGAGGAAAUGAGAACUAAACAUGCAUUUAGAUUAUAUGUUGAUAUUGAUUUGAAAGUGGAAAUUGAAAAACCAUGUGAUAUUGUGGAAUUGGGAUGGGUUGAUAGUAUUAUGCAAUUUACAAAACAAUAUUUUCCUAAAAAAGAUAUUUCAAUGGUAUUGACACAAUGUCAUGGAAAAUGGGAAGAUGCUGUUACAACUACAGCCAAAUACAAAUCAGGAUAUAGACUCUAUUUCCAUGAAAUUAUUGUAGAUUAUGAUACAUUUUGUGAUUAUACACAUCAAUUAUGUAUGAUGAUUGAGGAAAAAUUUAAAACUUAUGAAGGAAAACCAACUGAAUGGUCAUUUGAAGAUAUCAUUGAUUUGAAAACUUGUAAUCAUCCAAGAUGUAGAUUAUUUGGAAGUUCGAAAUUCAGAAGAGGUGAAAUAUUACCUCGAGUUUAUGAAUUCUUUGGAUUGUUCUCAAGUGAAACGUUGAACUUGGAUGAGGAAAGAACAAGAGUAUUGAGAGAAGAUAUGAAUCAAUUAUUAGAGCUCACUAGUGCGAGAGUAGAAGAUCCAUUCGAUGAAUAA